Aspergillus terreus NIH2624 is the source of this 792-nucleotide messenger RNA. RefSeq names its product isopentenyl-diphosphate delta-isomerase IDI1 (gene idi1). Gene Ontology annotation, cellular component: cytoplasm. The record is from RefSeq and is a predicted model, not a curated record. Lineage: Eukaryota; Fungi; Ascomycota; Eurotiomycetes; Eurotiales; Aspergillaceae. Gene Ontology annotation, biological process: isopentenyl diphosphate biosynthetic process; isoprenoid biosynthetic process. Bases 1 to 792 code for a protein of 263 amino acids. Gene Ontology annotation, molecular function: isopentenyl-diphosphate delta-isomerase activity. The transcript is spliced from 3 exons.
AUGCCGCCCCGUAUCACGGCGGAUAAUGUCGCCUCCCUUUUCCCCGACGUCGACACAUCGCUCGCCCGCGAAGUCCUCCCCACCGCCAAUGGAAGUUCGGCGCAGGACUCCGCCGAUCUCGCUGGCUACGACGAGGAACAGGUGCGGCUGAUGGAGGAGGUGUGCAUUGUUCUGGACGAUGAUGACAAGCCUAUUGGAAGCGCCAGCAAGAAGACCUGCCAUCUGAUGACCAACAUCGACCGCGGUCUCCUCCACCGCGCCUUCUCCGUUUUCCUCUUCGAUUCCAACAAGCGCCUGCUUCUGCAACAGCGCGCCACCGAAAAGAUCACCUUCCCGGACAUGUGGACGAACACUUGCUGCUCGCACCCGCUGGGUGUGCCGGGCGAGACCGGCGCGGAGCUGGACGCCGCUGUGCUGGGCGUGAAGCGCGCCGCGCAGCGGAAACUGAACCACGAGCUGGGCAUCAAGCCGGAGCAGGUGCCCAUCGACAAGUUCGAGUUCUUCACGCGGAUCCACUACAAGGCCCCUAGCGAUGGCAAAUGGGGCGAACACGAGAUCGACUAUAUCCUCUUCAUCCAGGCCGAUGUCGAUCUCGACGUGAACCUCAACGAAGUCCGCGAUACGCGAUACGUGUCGGCCGACGAGCUGAAGCAGAUGUUCGAGCAGCCGGGCCUGAAGUUCACGCCUUGGUUCAAGCUCAUCUGCAACUCGAUGCUGUUCGAGUGGUGGAGCCAUCUGGGCACCCCUGCCCUGGAGAAGUACAAGGGCGAGACGGCCAUUCGCCGCAUGUAG